This is a messenger RNA of Scedosporium apiospermum, 1005 nucleotides long. RefSeq names its product Cell division control protein 10. Gene Ontology annotation, molecular function: molecular adaptor activity; GTP binding; GTPase activity. Gene Ontology annotation, cellular component: microtubule cytoskeleton; septin complex; septin ring. The record is from RefSeq and is a predicted model, not a curated record. Gene Ontology annotation, biological process: cytoskeleton-dependent cytokinesis. Lineage: Eukaryota; Fungi; Ascomycota; Sordariomycetes; Microascales; Microascaceae. The transcript is spliced from 3 exons. The coding region runs from base 1 to 1005 and encodes 334 amino acids.
AUGGCCUCCACAACCAUCUACCCCAAGAGCCAUGUCGGUUUUGACAGCAUCACAUCCCAGAUCGAGCGCAAGCUCUUGAAACGUGGUUUCCAGUUCAACGUCAUCUGCGUUGGCCAGACUGGUCUCGGAAAGUCCACUCUCAUCAACACCAUGUUCGCGUCUCACCUCAUUGACUCCAAGGGACGCAUGCUCCCCGACGAGCCCGUCCGAACCACCACCGAGAUCCACUCCGUGUCCCACAUUAUUGAGGAGAACGGUGUGCGCCUCCGACUUAACAUUGUUGACACUCCCGGAUACGGCGAUCUCGUUAACAACGACCGCUGCUGGGAUCCCAUCGUCAAGUAUAUCAAGGACCAGCACUCCGCCUACCUCCGCAAGGAGCUCACCGCCCAGCGUGAACGAUACAUCCAGGACACCCGUAUCCACUGCUGUCUUUUCUUCAUUCAGCCCUCUGGCCACUCGCUCAAGCCUAUUGAUAUCGUUGUCUUGAAGAAGCUUUCCGAUGUCGUCAACGUUGUCCCCGUCAUUGCCAAGUCCGACAGCUUGACACUCGAGGAGCGCCAGGAGUUCAAGGAGCGCAUCAAGGAGGAGUUUGCCUUCCACAACCUGAAGAUGUACCCCUAUGACAACGAGGAGUUUGAUGAUGAGGAGCGUGCCAUGAACGCCCAGAUCAAGAGCCUUAUCCCCUUCGCCGUUGUCGGUUCCGAGAAGUCCAUUAUUGUCAACGGCAAGCAGGUUAGGGGCCGACAGAACCGAUGGGGCGUUAUCAAUGUCGAGGAUGAGAACCACUGCGAAUUCGUCUACCUCCGCAACUUCCUCCUCCGCACGCACCUCCAGGAUCUCAUCGAGACCACUUCUCAGAUCCACUACGAGACCUUCCGUGCCAAGCAGCUGCUUGCCCUCAAGGAGAACUCGGCGCAUAGCGCUGGUAGCCGGCCAAUCAGCCCGGCGGCUGAUCGUGAGCUCAGCCGGAACUCACAACGGAUGACAAUGAACGGGUACUAA